This is a messenger RNA of Fonsecaea multimorphosa CBS 102226, 342 nucleotides long. RefSeq lists its product as uncharacterized. Gene Ontology annotation, cellular component: mitochondrion. The transcript has 3 exons. The coding region runs from base 1 to 342 and encodes 113 amino acids. Gene Ontology annotation, molecular function: ATPase inhibitor activity. NCBI's taxonomy places the organism in Eukaryota, Fungi, Ascomycota, Eurotiomycetes, Chaetothyriales, Herpotrichiellaceae. Gene Ontology annotation, biological process: negative regulation of ATP-dependent activity. The record is from RefSeq and is a predicted model, not a curated record.
AUGCUUCGAACAUCGAUCCCAAGAAGCUGUAUGACCAGAAUCCGAACUCCUCAGUUUUGCCAAUCGUUUGUCACGGCACGGCCAAACUGGAGUGAAGGCGACACUGGAGCAAUACGGCCAGGCGGGGUUGCUGUGAGUGACCCAUUCAAUCGCCGGGAACAAGUCUUGGAGAACAUGUAUUUCAAGCAACACGAAAUAGAAAAUAUUCGGAAAUUGAGAGAAAAGCUCGCUGCCCAGCGGAAACAUCUAGACGAAGUGGAGAUUCAUCUCAACGAAAUGGAGGCAGCCGCACUCAAAGAAGCACAAGCAAAAGUGGGUGCGGCAGCAGAGCAAAGGCUGUAA